GUAGGUGCCAGCCUUCUGAUCAGCUGUCUCGCUAGGUUGCAAAUUCCUGACGAAAAAUCAGCCGUCCGAAGCACUCUGAAUGUGGUCCUGUUCCGCCGAAACUGAAGCCCUAAACCACACAGGUUCUACAUUCAUCGUAUCCGCUCCCGGGAAAGUCAUACUAUUCGGGGAACACGCGGUUCUUUAUGGUUAUCCAGCUAUUGCAGUCUCCAUCGACCUUCGUUGUUACUUCUCAACCACGAUUGCAAAGUGUGAAUCGCGUGUACCGUCUAUAGAGAUAAGGUUUUGCAACCUGUCAAACAUUCCAGUGGUAAUCAACAAUCCAGUUCAGCACAUACCUUCACCACAACUCACUUCCAAACAACUGGUGUACAAAGCUUGGAAAAUGGUGUCCACCGUCUCAGGGGAAUCGAAGCUCUCCGCUGCCGCGACAUCCCCAAUGGCAUCUAGUGCCUGUAUAUUUCACUAUUUAUUGUCACGCAUUUUACAACGAACAACAAAGUGUCCAGGACCAUUACUCCUCUCUAAUCACACUGCGCGAAUCGAUGUGAAUUCCGACAUCCCUGUUCAGGCCGGUUUGGGUUCCUCGGCGGCCUUCUGUGUGUGUGCGACGGUAACACUACUUUCCCUAUGCGGUCUGCUUCCUUUCGGGUCAACUCGGAUGUUAACGUACAAUGAACAGGAAUUAGUCAAGUCCUUGGCGCACGAAGCGGAAUCUAUUGUUCACGGCACACCUUCCGGAAUUGAUACAGCUAUUUGCGUUCAGGGCGGGGGAAUCUGUUUCACUCGGAACGGAGACUCUACCACUAUCACGAAGCUGUUUGCUCCACCUGGAUUCAUGCUGCAUUUAUUGAUAGUGAACAGUAAGGUUAGUCGGUCGACUGCGGCUAUCGCUCGCUCCGUGGCAGAAACUCGUGCAUUCGAGGCCGACCGAGUAGACCAGAUAAUGAGGGACAUUGGCGAUGUUGUCCAGACGGCUUUGGACGUGUUUUCUGGUAGUCAACCGACUUCGAUGCUUGGCCCACUGGUUUCGAAGAAUCACCAGCUGCUUGUAAAUCUUGGCGUUUCUUGUCCACAACUGGACACUAUUGUCAGUGAGCUCAGCAGUUUGGGUCUAGCAGCAAAGAUCACGGGUGCAGGUUGCGGUGGAUGCGUCUUCGCUAUUACGAACGAAUCAGAUCGGAAUUCUACGGAUCUGUUCCAGCAGGCUGUACGACGAUUGCAAGCACGUGGAUUCUGGGCGACUACGGUAGCUGCAUUUUCCAGAGCUGUGCUCAUACAGACCGAUGGGGGUGAAGACAUUCGCCAAUCAAUUUCGAACUCAUGACAUAGUCUGGCGUGUUCAGUCAUUUCAUCCUUUGAUUUAUCCCGUCACCAGCAACGUGAUACUUUCUCACUGAGAUUUUGUUGAUACUAUCUUCGAAAAAACUCGUCCCAUAGUUUGCUUGCAAAGAUUAGGAUAGUGACAAGCAGGGAUCCGUUCCUCGAGCCAUUCGGAUGCUUGCUUUCACAAUGAGAUAGUCUAUGUAGUACACACUCACCGCGGUACUUAACUGUACACAAUAUCCAUGCCUAUGAACAUGGUGUAAAUGCAGAUUCAAACUUGCUUCUAAUCCGUC
Messenger RNA from Opisthorchis viverrini, 1619 nucleotides. RefSeq lists its product as hypothetical. Gene Ontology annotation, biological process: isoprenoid biosynthetic process. The record is from RefSeq and is a predicted model, not a curated record. The coding region runs from base 80 to 1327 and encodes 415 amino acids. Gene Ontology annotation, cellular component: cytoplasm. Gene Ontology annotation, molecular function: ATP binding; mevalonate kinase activity. NCBI's taxonomy places the organism in Eukaryota, Metazoa, Platyhelminthes, Trematoda, Opisthorchiida, Opisthorchiidae. The transcript is spliced from 2 exons.